This is a messenger RNA of Rhizophagus irregularis DAOM 181602=DAOM 197198, 1879 nucleotides long. RefSeq lists its product as uncharacterized. The record is from RefSeq and is a predicted model, not a curated record. NCBI's taxonomy places the organism in Eukaryota, Fungi, Glomeromycota, Glomeromycetes, Glomerales, Glomeraceae.
AUGGCAUCAUAUUUAAUUUCAGAAUGUUUGGAAAUCAUUUUUUUAAACCUUACAGAAUAUCCUUCUAAUUAUAUUAAAACAAAUGUUUCUACUAAAGAUUUAUAUUCUUGUACACUAGUAUCAAGACAUUGGUGUAAAAUUUCAACUCCAUUAUUAUAUGCUUUUCCAUUUCAUCAUUUUCGUAAUAAUAUUUCUCAUUCACAAUAUUAUAAAUUAAUUCGUACUUUAUUAACUUGUGCUCCACAAUUUGAGAUAAAAAGAACUUAUAAACAAGUAUUAUUACAAAUUCCUAAAAAAAAUUUUAAAAAAAAUCCUAAAUCAAACAUUUUAUCAACUUUUAAUUAUAUUGCUUUUAUUCGUGGUUUGAUAUUUCAUAAAAUGAUGUUUGAAACAGAAUUAUUAUAUGAUAAUUCUAAUAAAGAAAUAUGGUUAUUUGAUUAUGAUUUAAAUAGAAUCUCAAUAGAAACAGCUAUUGCAAUUAUGAAUCAUCUUAUAAAAUUCAUUUGUAAUAAUUGUAAUAAUUUAAAAAUUUUGGAAUUUUCUUAUGGAAUAAAAAAUGAUCAUGAAAUAAUUAAUUUAUUAACUUUAAAUGAUUCUAAUGGAAAAAAUAAGUUAAGUGAAUUAAAAGAAUUAUAUUAUUAUAAUAUUAAUUCUAAUUCUUCUGCUGGGGAUAAUCUUUAUUUAACUCCUUUAAAUAAUGUUUAUAAUUUGAAAUUAUUUUAUUUAUUAAAUGGUGAAAUUAAUUCUUUUAAAAAAGUAAAUUCAAUAUCUCAAUUUAUUACUUCACAAAAAAAAUUACAACAUUUCAUAUUAUCAGGAAUUGAAGAAUUUGAGGAUAUGAUUCAAAAUUUAAAUUUUAUGGUUUAUAGAUUUCUUAUGGAUUUAAUUUUUAAUGCAACUAAUUAUUUUAAUAUUUUGAUUCAUUCAUUAUCAACUCAAUCUGAAACUUUACAAAUAUUGGAAUUUAGAUAUCUUGCUGAUAAUUUAAUUAAUGGUGAAGUUUUAGAUUCUUUAAUUUUACUUAAAAAUAUUAGAGUUUUAAAAUUUUAUAAAUGUGAAAAUAUUGAUAAUUUACAUACUUGGAUAAAAAAUUUGAAAAAACUUGAAAUAUUUGAAAUUACUGUUGGUAAUAGAAGAAUUUCUGAAAUUAGUUUAAUUCAAUUAAUUCAAUCAUUUUCAAAUAUUUUUAAUCAAUUAAUUAUAAUUGAUGAUCAUGAAAAAUGUGAUUUUACUAAAUUAUUUAAAUUGAUUCCAAUUUAUUUACAAAAUUCUUUAACUCAUUUAGAACUUCCAAAGAUUUUUUUAUCUGAAUUAAUCCCUAUAUUUAAAUCAUGUAAUAAACUUAUUUAUAUUAGUGUAAUUUUGAUAAAUAAUGAAUUACAAGAUGAAGAUUUGGAAAUUUUAGGUGAUUUUGUUCCUAAAACUUUAAAAAGAUUUAAAUUAAAAGGAAUUCAAUCAAAAUUAUCAAUGAAUUUAUUCUUAGAAGCUUAUAUAAAAAAUGGUGGUACAUUAAAAUAUUUGGAACUUGAAUAUCUUAAUGUUUUUAGUAAAAAUCAUAUUAAUGUUAAUGAACAAUUUGGUGUUCAAAUCAUUGAGUAUCAUUAGAUGAUCAUUGUGUGGUGUGUGGUUUUAUCUUUAUAAUUAUUAUCGUAUAUAUAUAUAUAUUUUUUAAUACUAUAUUAGAAGACAUUAUAUUUUUAUAUUAUAUUAGAAAAACAUUUUUUUUAAAUAAAUCAAUAAUUUUUUAGUACAAAAUAUUCUUUGAAAUUAUUAAGUGGUUCGUUAACAUUUGCAAUUCAUUCUUUGGGCGGACCAAGACUGGUCCUUCUAAGCAGGCGCAACUGGAAUAUCUUGAUCUAGAUAUAUACCGAUGCACUAU